AGCACAGUCACAGAACUAAGUUUACCACCAGCGGAGAAACACACAAGAGGGACUGCCUGCUGGUUGACUGCUUCCUGAACUUUGUCUCAAGAUUUUAUUUUUGAAGGGGCGCAGGGUGAAGACAAAGGAUUUAAAAUGCAGUCUUGUGCAAGGUGCGGGUUUGUGGUGUACCCGGCGGAGAAGAUCAACUGCAUUGAUCAGAACUGGCACAAAGCAUGUUUUCACUGCGACGUCUGUAAAAUGGUGCUGACGGCCAAUAACUUUGUCAGCCACAAGAAGAGGCCUUACUGCUCAGUACACAAUCCGAGGAACAACACCUUUACCAGCGUGUAUGAAACACCCAUCAACAUCACCGCGAAAAAGCAGAGCAAUGCCAGCAGUGAGCUGAAGUAUCGCGAGGAUGGCGAUCGUUUUAUGUCCACCUUCCACUAUGACAUGAAGUCCAGGGAGCUGGAGAGGGCUCGUCUAGCCAAUCAGAUGGCCGGCCAGUCCUUCAAGUUUCAGUCAGAGUUUUCCCAGCAGCAGUCUUGGUACAACCAGGAGAUGGUGUCCAUGUCACAAGCUCAGACAAACAUCAGUGACGUCAAAUACAUGGAGGAAUACGACGAGUCCAAAGGCAAAGGCAGCUUCCCGGCCCUGAUCACACCGGGAUACCAGGCGGCCAAAAUGGCCAACACCCUGGCAAGCAACCUUGAAUACAAAAAAGGCCACGAGGAGAGAGUUUCAAAAUACACCGCCUUUGUGGACCCCCCGGAGGUGCUCCUGGCCAAGAAACAAGGGCAGAUUGUCAGCGAUUAUGCCUACACAGAGGAGUACGAGCAGCACAAAGGCAAAGGCAGCUUCCCCGCGCAUCUGACACCUGGAUACAAGAUGUCAAAAAAGGCCUCCGAACAGGCCAGCAACAUAAAGUAUCGUCACGUAUACGAGCAGGAGAUAAAGGGCAAGGCCAGUGCCGACGCGACCUUGGCCGAAAUGCUCCACGCCAGAGAGAAUGCAGACAACUUCAGCCAGAUCGCCUACACCGAAGAGUACGAGCAGCAGCGAGGAAAAGGAAGCUUCCCUGCCAUGAUAACGCCCGGGUACCACCUGGCUAAGAAGGCUCAGGAAAACGCAAGUGAUCUGAAAUACAGAAAAGACUUAAAUAAGAUGAAGGGCACGUCACAUUUCCACAGCCUGACCUCGGAGGACAACCUGGCCUUGAUGAACGCCCGCAAGAUCAACAAGCUUGUCAGUGAGGUAGAGUACAAGAAAGACUUGGAGAACAGCAAAGGCCACAGCAUCAAUUUCUGCGAGACGCCCCAGUUUCAAAAUGCUACUAAAGUAGCCAAGUUCACAAGUGAUAACAAAUACAAGGAGAAGUACAUCGACAUGAAGCGCCACUAUGAAGGCUCGGGAAUGGACAAGCGGACCAUGCACGCCAUGAAAGUCCGGACGCUGGCCAGCGACAUUUCAUACAAACAAGGUCACGAGCAAGAUCAAGGCGAGUACACCUACCAAGCCACACUGACACCAGGCUACCGCAGCCAAAGGAAGCUGGACCCACUGAAAGACAAGAACUACAGGCAGCACAUCGACCAGGUCAAGUACAGUCCAGUGAAGGACACGCCGGCGAUCCUCCUGGCCAAGAAAAACGCUCAACUUAUCAGCAAUCUCAACUACAAAGCAGACUACGAGAAGACCAAGCAUCUGUACACACUUCGCGAGGACUUGCCACAAAUCAAGAGGGCCAAAGACAAUGCGGCCUUGUGCAGUGACAUUAAAUACAAGGAGGAGUGGGAGAAGACCAAAUCGAAGGCGUGCGACAUCGGCGUGGACGACCUCAGCGUCAAGGCGGCGAAGGCUUCCCGAGACCUCGCCAGCGAUCUCAAAUACAGAGAAAACUACCUGAAGAACAGGGAAUUGGCCGCCGGCGUCAACGUGAGCGACUCCAAGACUUUACAUUCGCUGCAGGUGGCCAAGAUGCACAGCGACAUUGCAUACAAGAAGGGCUCCAAGGAGAACCGGGGCCAGUACAGCCUGUCGAUGGACAUGGUCAACCUGAGUCACGCCAAAAAGGCCCAAGCUCUGGCCAGUGACGUGGAAUAUCGCACCAGGCUGCACGAUUACACCGUCAUGGCUGAUGACAUCAAGGUCCAGCAAGCCAAGAAGGCGUACUCCCUGCAGAGUGAGAACCGGUAUCGCUCAGACUUAAACUGGAUGAAGGGGGUGAGCUGGGAGACCGACGGCUGCCUCAACAUCACGCAGGCCAAGAAAGCCGGGGAUCUGCUCAGCGACAAUAAAUAUCGGCAGAAGGUGGAUCGCAUCAAGUUCACCCAGGUGGCGGACAAUCUGUUCAUCAAACACGCCAAGAAGAGCCAGGAAUUGCAGAGCGACCUGGCGUACAAAGCAAACACCGAGCAGAUGAUCCACCAGUACACCAUGACGAAGGAUACGCCGCUGUUCAGACAAGCCAAGGCAAACGCCGAGCUUCUCAGUGGGAAAAUCUACAAAAGCCAAUGGGAGAAACAGCGGGAAAAGGGCUUUGAGCUCCGAUUAGACUCACUUUCGAUUCUCACCGCCAGAGCUAAGAGAGACCUGGCCAGUGAUGUCAAAUACAAAGAGCAAUAUGAGAAAAACAAAGGCAAGGUGAUCGGAAUCAAGUCAGUCAGCGACGACUCACAGAUGGCUCACUCGGCUCUGGCCACCAAACUACAGAGUGGCCGCGACUACAAGAAGAACUAUGAGGACACCAAGACCCAAUUCAAUGUUUCUCUGGACAUGCUCAAUAUCAGCCAGGCCAAGAAGGCCCAAGACUUGGCGGCAGACUACAACUACAGAACAUUCCUGCACGAGUACACCACGCUGCCAACUGACAUGAAUGUGGCCUGGGCAAAGAAGGCCUACGGACUGCAGAGCGACAAACUCUACCGAUCCGAUCUGGCCUGGAUGAAGGGUGUCGGCUGGGAGGCCUCCAAGUCUUUGGAUGUCCAGCAGGCCAAAAAAGCCGGGGAGCUGGUCAGCGAGAAAAAGUAUCGCCAGAAUGUGAGCGCCCUGAAGUUUACAAGUGUUGAAGACACGCCAGAGAUGGUUCAGGCCAAACUCAGCAACAAACUGGCCAUUGAUAGGUUGUACAGAGAGAAGGGAGAAAACAUGAAGCACAACUACACCCUCGAUGAGGAGCUGCCCGAGUUUGUGCAAGCCAAGAUCAACGCCUUGAACUUGAGUGAGAGUCGUUACAAAGAAUCUUGGACUAAACUACGUGACGGAGGCCACAGACUGCGUCUGGAUGCUAUUCCUUUCCAGUCGGCCAAAGCCUCUGCUGACAUACUGAGUGAUCAAAAAUACAAAGGGGAGUUUGAGAAGACCAAAGGGAAGAUGACUGGACCGAAAGGGCUGCAAGACGACAUGAACAUGGCUCACUCCGUUUACGCCAACAAGCUGCAAAGCGACAUUACGUACAAGAAGGAGUCGGCCAGCCAGCGCUCCAAGCACCACCUUCCAAUGGAUAUGUUGGAGGUGGCCCAUGCCAAGAAGGCCCAGUCUUUGGUCAGCGAUCACGACUACAGGCUGACCUUGCAUCAGUACACCUCCCUGCCGGACGACAUGAAGCUGCAGGCGGCGAAGAAAGCGUACGCUCUGCAAAGCGAGAGGAUGUAUCGUUCCGAUCUCAAUUACCUGCGGGGUGCAGCGUGGAUCGCAACUGGGGCUCUGCAAAUUGAAGGCUCCAGGAAAGCUGGUGACCUGAUCAGUGACAAAAAGUAUCGCCAGCAACCAUACAACUUCAAGCACACGUCUGUGGCAGACUCCCCUGACAUAAUCCACGCCAAACUCAGUGGACUGAUCACGAAUGAGCGUCUGUACAAAGAGAAAGGGGUGAGCGACCAGCACAGCUACACCAUCACGGCCGAAAGACCGGAGAUCACUCAAGCAAAGAUCAACGCGGCUAACUUUAGCGAGAUCCGAUACAGGGACUCCUGGCAUAAUCUGAGGGCUCGGGGCUACAAGCUGACCAUGCAGGACAUACCAUUCCAGGCAGCCAAGAGCUCCACGGGCAUCGCCAGUGAUUACAAGUACAAACACAACCACCUCAUGGAAAAAGGCAAGCGCAUUGGCGCCCAGAGCGUUUCGGACGACACGUAUCUGCUGCACUACAUGCAGGCAAACCGGUUGGCCAGCGACCAGGAGUACCGCAAGGACGCCUUGACGGCCAGCGGGCGCUACCACCUGACGCCUGACACGGUCCACUUCGUCACGGCCAGGAACGCUCAGGCCCUGGCCAGCGAGCAGGACUACAGGAAGAGACUUCACGAGUACACGGUGCUUCCCGACGACAUGAAGGUCAACUGGGCUAAGAAAGCCUACAACCUGCAGAGUGAGACACUGUACAAGUCGGACCUGAACUUCAUGAAGGGCGUGGCGUGGGAUGGCGUGGGAGCACCGCAGCUGGAGUCGGCCAAGAAUGCUGGGAGACUUGUUAGUGAUAAGCGAUACCGCCAACUGCCAGACAGCUUGAAGUUCACCUCGGUGACAGACUCCCCAGAUAUGCUCCACGCCAAGGCCAGCUAUCAACAGUGCAGCGAGAGGCUGUACAAAUCGGGUCGGAACGACGACAUGAACAAGUACACCUUACAUCCGGACGAUCCCGACUUCGUCCGAGCCAGGAUGAACGCCCAGCACAUUAGCGACAAAGUAUACAAGGCCUCCGGAGAGCAGCUGAAGAUGCUGGGCUACGACUUGCGGCUGGACGCCAUCCCCUUCCGAACGGCAAAGGCCUCGAGGGAAAUUGCCAGCGAUGUGCUCUACAAGGACUCUCACUUGCGGGAGAAGGGCCAGCAGGUGGGGCUGCGCUGCGUGGAGGACGACCCGAAAAUGAUGCACUCGCUGGCGGCCAGCAAGCUCCAGAGCAACCUGGAGUACAAGCGGCAGUCCAAGGAGGAGCGGGCCAACUACAAGAUCCACGCCGACCAGCCCGAGUUCCUGCUGGCCAAGAAGAGCCAGGCACAGGCCAGCGACUUGGCGUACCGAAGCAAGCUCCACGACUACACGUGCGACUCGGAGCAGCUCCAGGUCAAGCACGCCAAGCAGGCCUACCAGCUGCAGAGCGACGUGAACUACAAGUCGGACCUGAACCGGAUGAGGGGAGCGGGCUGGACCCCUCCUGGCUCCCACAAGGUUGAGCUGGCUCGCCGGGCUGCCGAGCUGGGCUUGGCUGAGGGGGUGACCACAGAUGAGGCCAUCGCCAAGUACCAGCGCAUGAUAAUGCUCCACUACCAGCAGCGGAUGGAGGAGCAACAGCAGCAGCAACAACAGCAACACUCGUCCGAGCAGGCGCAGACCAGCGAGGAGAUGCGGCAAGGCGUCAACAUGGACGCCACGGAGGUGCUUCACGUCAACAGGACAAAGACCUACCAGACCGUGCAGAAAAAGACCACCACCACCACCACCACAAGUAGCAGCAGCGCCACCUUCAAAUCCAUGGAGAAGAAAUCCAGCAGCGCCUCGUCGGCCGCACGGCACAGCGCGCUCAAGACAUCCGGUCAGGCCAAAGCUAUUAAAGAUACUUAGAAGUUUGGGAGAAUACGGCCACGCGGGACUGAGCUAGAUGGAUGAUGAAUGAAGGAUGCAAGCAUGUUGAAUGAAGAUGGAACUUGCUAUGUUUAGCA
Hippocampus comes (tiger tail seahorse) is the source of this 5642-nucleotide messenger RNA. It is a transcript of the gene nrap, whose product is annotated as nebulin-related anchoring protein. Gene Ontology annotation, biological process: cardiac muscle thin filament assembly. The transcript is spliced from 43 exons. The record is from RefSeq and is a predicted model, not a curated record. NCBI's taxonomy places the organism in Eukaryota, Metazoa, Chordata, Actinopteri, Syngnathiformes, Syngnathidae. Gene Ontology annotation, cellular component: Z disc. Gene Ontology annotation, molecular function: actin filament binding. Bases 136 to 5544 code for a protein of 1802 amino acids.